ACCACACACCCGGAGUCCUUACUAGGGCCCAGUGGCGGCAGGCCUCCUGGUCGGAGUCAGGGCGAAGGGGCAGAGCUUCGGAAAGGAGCCGCAGUUCCUCAGCCUCCCGCGGAGAGCGCAGUCAGUCGGUUAGACCAGCUCUCCGAGGGCGGGGUCGAAGGCGGAGCGCCGCGGCCAUGCAGCGGGCGGCAGACGCAGGCUGCAGCGGAGGGGAAGGCCAGGGAGGCCCCGGCAGUGCGGCCACGGCGGCCCCAGCGUCUGGCGGAGCUCCUCGAGUCUUGCGAGCACAGCAUGGCCCAGAGCCGGGCGGAGACGCAGCGUCCACGGCCAGAAGACCGGGAAACCGACUACAUACAUUCGCCCUCAGUGUGCCUUUCCCGUCCCCCUUGGAGGCUGACAUCGCCUGUGGGUCUCUGGCCCCAGAUGCGGAACCCCACCCAGGGGCGGUUCGGAAGGAGCUCACAGUGAGCGGCAGCGUCCUAGCGGUCCGCUGGAGAGCUGAUGAUUCUCGCCUCCUCCGAAUAUCCAUCAUCAACUUUCUUGACCAGCUUUCCCUGGUGAUGCGGACCAUGCAGCGCUUUGGGCCCCCUCUUUCCCGCUAAGCCUGAGCUAGGAAAAGGGGGCUGAGGCCCAACCUUGUGUCCCAUCCUAGGCAAUGGAUCCUUCCUACGACAGCAAUUAUUGCAGUAGUUGCCACUUUAUCAUGGAGCCCUAAAUCUUUUGCCUGUACCGGCCCUUGGACACUGGGGGUUCACUUCAUUUGUUUGGUCCUUACUGCAGACAACAACUGAGCUACUAUUCCAUGUCUGAUUUUCUUUUAAACUACAGCACCUAAUAUUCUUGCCUUUGUCCCAGGGUUGGAGGAGAGGUCUGGGAUUCAGAUAUUCAAGCACUACCAGGUAACUGAAGACAGUUUAGGAAAUGGAAGAUGGGUCCUGUCGUUCAGUAUUAACUACUGUCAACAUUUUGGAAUCUUUCCUUAGUUUUAAACCUGUAUUUUAUAUAGUAAAUGUAUAACAAUAAUACAUAAUGUAUAAUAUUUUGUAUUUUUACUGAUAUUUUUAAUCUAACAUGAACGUUUCCACUAAAAAUUCUUCAAAAGCAUUAUUGAAUGGAGGCAUAAAAGAUACAUUAUAAUGUAAUUAUUGGCCAUUUAAAUUACUGUGUUUCCCGAACAUAAGACCUAGCCAGACAAUCAGCUCUAAUGUGUCUUUUGGAGCAAAAAUUAAUAUAAGACCCUGU
This is a messenger RNA of Rhinolophus ferrumequinum (greater horseshoe bat), 1242 nucleotides long. RefSeq names its product L antigen family member 3 (gene LAGE3). Gene Ontology annotation, cellular component: EKC/KEOPS complex. The transcript has 3 exons. The record is from RefSeq and is a predicted model, not a curated record. Bases 177 to 602 code for a protein of 141 amino acids. NCBI's taxonomy places the organism in Eukaryota, Metazoa, Chordata, Mammalia, Chiroptera, Rhinolophidae.